Molecule: messenger RNA, 1437 nt
Organism: Notolabrus celidotus (New Zealand spotty)
Lineage: Eukaryota; Metazoa; Chordata; Actinopteri; Labriformes; Labridae
Product: cathepsin B-like
Exons: 8
Coding region: 384-1235 (283 amino acids)
Biological process (GO): regulation of catalytic activity
Cellular component (GO): lysosome
Molecular function (GO): cysteine-type endopeptidase activity
Source: RefSeq, a predicted model, not a curated record
UGUGAAGGUUCUCAGUCAUCCAGGUCAGACUGUUGUUGAAUGUGAUGGCACCACCCAGUGCAUUGGAUUGUCAAUGCCCACAUUUCUAACAUGUAACACAGCCAUUUUUAGAGUUUUACUGUAAGUCUAACCCUUACCCUUCCCCGAAUCUUAACUGUCACUACAACACAAGAGCCCUAGUGAUGCGGUCACAGAAUUGUGAUCCUCAAAGUGCAGCCUCUGGCUCUGCAGACACAUACAGGUGCAUCCCACUAAACUAGAGUACCGUGGAAAGGUCACUGCUGGAAAGGCUGGCUGUUCUCAGAGUGCUGUAUCAAAGCAUACUAAUGGAAGGUUGACUGGAAAGGGAAAAUGUGGUAGAAAGAGGUGUGCAAGCAACAGGGAUGAUCGCAGCCUUGAAAGAGUGGUCAACAAAAGCUGACUCAAGACCUUGGGAGAGCUUCACAAAGAGGUUUCAUGAUACUGACAACAUAAAGCUUCCAGACAGCUUCGACCCUCGCAAGCAGUGGCCAAAAUGUCCCACAAUCCAACAGAUCAGAGACCAGGGAAACUGCGGCUCCUGCUGGGCCUUUGGUGCAGCUGAGGCGAUAUCGGACAGGGUGUGCAUCCUCAGCAGUUCUAGUGUCUCAGUGGAGAUCUCUGCUGAAGAUCUUCUGUCUUGCUGUGACUCGUGUGGCAUGGGAUGUUAUGGUGGUUUUCCCUCUGCUGCAUGGGACUUUUGGGCAAAGAAUGGACUUGUGACAGGAGGCCUGCAUGGCUCCCAUGUCGGCUGCAGACCCUACAGCAUCGCUCCCUGUGAGCACCAUGUAAAUGGAACUCGUCCUCCAUGUCAGGGCGAACAAGACACCCCUAAGUGUGUUGAGCAGUGCAUUGAUGGAUACCCACUCUCUUAUCCAAAGGAUAAACACUUUGGUAAACGCACAUACAGCAUCCCAGCCGAUCAGCAGCAGAUCAUGACUGAGCUGUACAAGUACGGCCCUGUGGAGGCAGCUUUCUCUGUAUAUGCUGACUUUCUGCUUUACAAGACAGGUGUGUACCAGCACUUGACAGGAGACAUGCUGGGCGGUCAUGCCAUCAAGAUCCUCGGCUGGGGAGAGGAGAACGGGACGCCCUACUGGCUGGCUGCAAACUCCUGGAACAGCGACUGGGGAGACAAAGGCUUCUUCAAGAUCAAACGUGGAAAUGAUGAAUGUGGAAUUGAGUCUGAAAUGGUUGCAGGAAUUCCAGCCGUCUAGACUGAAUGAUCUGCAGUUUGAUCUUUAAAUGAAGGCGACAAAGGAAGAUUUACUGAGAGAUCAUAUCUUAAAAGAAACUUGAAUAAUGCAUUUAAAGACAGAUAUUGACAGAUUUCAUGUAAUCAACAAGGAACAAGUUGCAUCAAGUGUUAAAGAAGGGUUCUUUGUUCUAUUUUGGCUUGAAUAAAUCAUGAUAUCCAAA